Molecule: messenger RNA, 1735 nt
Organism: Nilaparvata lugens (brown planthopper)
Lineage: Eukaryota; Metazoa; Arthropoda; Insecta; Hemiptera; Delphacidae
Gene: ais
Product: probable ATP-dependent RNA helicase DDX52
Exons: 1
Coding region: 125-1714 (529 amino acids)
Biological process (GO): maturation of SSU-rRNA
Cellular component (GO): 90S preribosome
Molecular function (GO): ATP binding; RNA helicase activity; nucleic acid binding
Source: RefSeq, a predicted model, not a curated record
UAACCAUGUGUGUGUGCAACUUAACCUCAAAGUGUUAGUGUAGGUUAUAUUGUUUUGUAUUUGAGAACAAUAAAUUUAUUCGUUAUAUUCAUUUAUUACUUCUGUUUUCACUCGAUAUUAUGUUAUGGAUGCCCUCGACAUAUUUCGAAAACUAACUACGGGAGUGAAGUUCAGCAAGAAAAGUUUUGCUGGCAGAAAGCCUGCUGUCAAACCGACCUUUGAUGUACAGACCAAUGUUGUGAAAGUGGAAGACGACGACGUUAAAAUUAAAGAAGAAAUUUUGGACGAUAGUUAUCCUUCAUUCAGUGGAGACAAUAAUGAACAAGAAAUAAAGGAAGAUGAAGUAAAACCUACAUACAACGAAGAACAAUUGAAAGAAAAAGUGAACCGUACAAGGAAACAGAACAGCAUCACUGUGUCGGGUAAGAAUGUUCCACCACCUAUUGAAACAUUUGAUGACUCUUAUAUCCUGCCUCAAGUUUUGAAAAACAUUUAUAAAAUGGGCUACACAACUCCUACGCCCAUUCAGAUGCAAGCAAUUCCAAUCAUGAUGCAAGGACGUCAAAUCCUUGCUUGCGCUCCUACAGGUUCAGGCAAAACUAUGGCUUUUCUCAUACCAGUCAUCAAUUCACUCAAGAAACCCAAAAGCGAUGGAUUUAGAGCGCUAAUUGUUUGUCCCACUAGGGAACUUGCCAGACAGAUAUUUAGAGAAUGCACGCAACUGACUGAACAAACCGGACUACGCACGUAUUUGAUUAGCAAGUUAACCCAAAAACACAUGUCCAAAGGUGAGGAAAUUACUAAAAAGUGUGACAUCCUAAUAACGACUCCCAAUCGUUUGGUCUAUAUUUUGAGACAGGAAGAGGCAAAGAUUGAUUUGAAACAUGUAGAGUGGUUGAUUGUGGACGAGUCUGACAAACUGUUUGAGGUUGGUGUGAGAGGGUUCAGGGAGCAGCUAGGAGAAAUAUACAGGGCUUGUGAUUCUGUGAACAUCAAACGCGCAAUGUUCAGUGCUACACACACAGUCCAGGUUGCAAAGUGGUGUAAGAAAAAUUUGAAAGGCAUGAUCUCCGUUGGAGUCGGUCACAGAAAUACAGCUGUGAAUCUUGUCGAACAAAAGUUGGAGUUUGUGGGGAACGAACAUGGAAAACUGAUUGCGUUUCGAAAUUUGAUCACCGAAGGACUACAUCCACCGGUUUUGGUUUUUGUGCAAUCGAAAGACAGGGCAAAGGAGCUGUUCAGUGAGUUGUUGUAUGAUGGGAUAAACGUUGAUAUUAUACACUCGGAUCGCACCCAGGUACAACGAGACAACGUGGUACGAGCGUUCAGGGAAGGGAAGAUCUGGGUGUUGAUUUGUACCGAGCUGAUGGGACGAGGUAUCGAUUUCAAAGGGAUUAACCUAGUAGUCAACUACGAUUUUCCACAGAGCGCUAUCUCCUAUAUUCAUCGUAUUGGACGAACGGGAAGAGCUGGUAGACCCGGCAAGGCAAUCACAUUCUUUACGGAGGAUGAUAAGCCGGCGCUUCGUACGAUUGCGACCGUUAUGCGGGACUCUGGGUGCGCCGUUCCUGAGUUCAUGCUGAGUCUGAAGAAGCAGCACAAACGAACUAAGAGGAAGUUGGAGCAGCGCGCCCCUGUACGUGAGGCGAUCACUACGGCACCCACUUAUAAGACGAAUGUCAACAAGAAAAAACGUAAGAAAGUUGCUGAAUAAAUUUGUAGAUUAUUUUUGAAA